Messenger RNA from Syzygium oleosum, 1100 nucleotides. RefSeq lists its product as uncharacterized. The coding region runs from base 122 to 796 and encodes 224 amino acids. NCBI's taxonomy places the organism in Eukaryota, Viridiplantae, Streptophyta, Magnoliopsida, Myrtales, Myrtaceae. Gene Ontology annotation, molecular function: RNA polymerase III core binding. Gene Ontology annotation, biological process: negative regulation of transcription by RNA polymerase III. The record is from RefSeq and is a predicted model, not a curated record. The transcript is spliced from 11 exons. Gene Ontology annotation, cellular component: nucleus.
GCUCGUCUUCUUCCCCCUCCUCCCGUGUUCUGAACAAUUGCACCCCCCCCCCGUCUCGUCGACGCCGAUCCCGGAGGAGGACCUCUGAGAAGGCUGUUGAACUCAUCGUACUGCCUGAGCAAUGAAGUUCCUAGAAUACACCCCUCUGGAACGAAUAAAUGAUUUCUUGGAUCAUUUGAGUCUUGGCGAAUGUACCAUUGAAGGGUGCCUUGAAGCUUACUCUUGCAAGCAUACGGGAACAGAUAAGAAACUCUCCAUCAGUUUGGAGCAUGAGAUGCUUGAUUAUCUCGGAAGAUCUUCAGACACUGACUCUUCUUCACCAGUUGAUCACUUGUUGAGCAGAUCCAGCCGAAAGACAUUGAUCUAUCUGGUUCUUACACUUUAUCACAUGUGUCCGGAUUAUGACUUCAGUGUGGUGAAAGCUCAUCAGUUCUUUACUGAGGAAAGCUGGGACAGUUUUAAGCAGAUCUUUGAUACGUACAUGUUUGAAGCAUCCAAGGAAUGGGUACAGGCAAAUGGUGAUGGUUCCCUUAUUGAAACCUUAAAAGAGGCUCUGGAUGAGGUUGUUAAGCUAUCCGAAUGUGAAAUAUACAGCUAUAAUCCCAAUUCAGAUGCAGACCCGUUUUCAGAGAGAGGAGCAAUAUGGUCUUUCAGUUUCUUCUUCUAUAACCGGAAACUAAAGCGCAUUGUUAGCUUCCGAUUUUUAUGCUUAAGUAACUUAGUGGUGGAGGGACUGCUUCCAAAUGAAUUAGGCUACGGUGAAGACGAGGAAAUCUUCGACGACAUGGACAUGUAAAUACAACGCUUAGUUGUUAUGUGUAUACUGUCCAGAGUAGAGACUUUUAGACUUCCAGCUGUACAUGUCUCGUGUGAAGCUGUAUUCGGAUAACUCAAUAGUAGGUCUAGCUAGUUUAGCUUUUCAGCGUGCAGUUGCAAAUGUCAAUUCAAUGGGAUUUAUGCGUGUAAAAAGUUGUUUGUAAUGCUUGAAGACUGGAGGAUCAUGUCCAGACUUGUUGAUAUUUGGAGCUUCUGUUAAGAGGCUUUGGCCGAACAAGUUAAAAAGCAAAGACUAUGGAGGCAUGCCCCCGUUUAUUCUUCUA